AUGAGGCUGGUUCUGGUCCAACCCACCAAUGAGACGAGCCGCGUGGACUCGACGGUGGGGGCCUCCGCGGGCGCCGCACGCAGCACCGAGAGCGAGAGCGCGCCGAAGCGGCUCGGUUCGCAGCCCGCCGCACGCGACCAGCAGCAGGAGGAGGAGGAGGAGGCGGGGAUGCGGCAUCGAGACUCGCGCGCUGUGCGACAGCAGCGACCGCACGCAGCAUCGCCGCCCUCAUCCUCAGCAGCACCCUGUCCGUUUUACACCCUGCCGCCUCCACCGCCGCCGCCGCCGCCGUCUCACAGCGCGCGCGGACACCGGAAACCGCCCAGCGCCACCGGACAACUGCAGCGGGGCGGCGCACGAGAACCGUCAUCACCAUCAUCAUCACCAUCAUCACCAUCAUCAUCAUCACAAAGUCAAGGCGCCGACUCGAGUCUCGCGAACAGCCAGCGGCGCAACUGCACCGUCACUAAACCGUCGGCACGAGCUCCCGGUUCCGUUGCCCCGGACUGUCUCGGUGACCCCGCCUGGUGCGGCUCGCGAUUGGCGGAGGAUCAGUCUCGAGGGAACCGGUGGAGCAAACCUGCGCAUCGUGUCUCGUGCAGCUGCGGAAAAGAAGGCGGGUCGGUACCGGAAGAACAGCAACAACUGCAGCAGCCACAACAGGCGCGACAGCAGCAGCAGCAGAUCAGCAGCGGCGGCGGCAGCAACCCGUUCACCGCUCUGCUGCUGCUGCAGAACCCACCGGCACCUUCAGCAUCAGCAGCAGCAGCAUCACCACCGCCGCCGCCGCUCUCUGCAGCAUCAGCACCAGCGCAACAGCAUCCGCCGCCACCGCGCGCUCCCGCGGGCCAGCCGCCCGAAACCGCUGCCGCUCGCGCGCUCCCGGACCCGCAGGCGGCCCGGUUGCAGGUGCAGCAGCAGCGGCUCGUGAGGAGCAGUCUGCCCGAGAGCUGCGCGCGAGGAACACCGCACGAGCUGCGCGCGCAGCGGCCCUGUGGCAUACAACAACAACAACAACAACAACAACAGGGCGCGCGAGCGGAAUGGCACCGUGACGGAGACACGAACCCGAGCGCGGAGCCUCACAGGAACCAAGGGCAUCAGGUGAGUGCGGAUGGCAGCAGGCUGAGCCAUGCUUGGUCGCGCUCUUCGCUGUCGCCCAGCGGCCCCGCGCUCCCUCAGAUAGCCAUGAACAGCUGUAAGUACAAUGGCGGCGUGGUGAGACCGCUGGGCAGCAGGAACCUGGCUGAUCUGGACUCAGAGACGCAGCCGUUGCAGACGCUCCACACCUCCGGCCUUGAGGUCGUGGUGUCAAAGGGCAACGGUGACGAGCCGGGCAAGCCGCUGCGUGAGGAUGCCAGCAACGCUCCGCACAAACGGAACAAGGACAUCGGCUACAAGCUCGGCCAUCGGAGGGCGUUGUUUGAAAAGCGCAAGCGUCUCAGCGACUACGCCCUCAUCUUCGGCAUGUUUGGUAUCGUUGUCAUGGUGACGGAGACCGAGCUCUCAUGGGGGGUUUACACAAAGGAAUCCUCAUACUCAUUUGCACUGAAAUGCCUUAUCAGCCUUUCCACUCUAAUCCUCCUCGGUCUGAUUAUUAUGUAUCAUGCACGAGAAAUUCAGCUUUUCAUGGUGGACAACGGAGCGGACGACUGGCGGAUAGCCAUGACUUACGAGCGCAUUCUCUUCAUCGUGCUGGAGCUUCUGGUGUGUGCCAUCCACCCAAUCCCAGGACAGUACGUUUUCACAUGGACAGCGCGGUUGGCCUUCACAUACACGCCGUCUGUGGCUGACGCUGACGUGGACAUCAUCCUGUCCAUCCCCAUGUUCUUGCGCCUCUAUUUAAUCGGCCGCGUCAUGCUGCUGCACAGCAAACUGUUCACAGAUGCUUCGUCGCGCAGCAUUGGCGCCCUCAACAAGAUCAACUUCAACACACGCUUCGUCAUGAAGACCCUCAUGACCAUCUGCCCUGGCACCGUGUUGCUCGUCUUCAGCAUCUCCUCGUGGAUCAUCGCCGCCUGGACGGUGCGCGUGUGUGAAAGAUAUCACGAUAAACAGGAAGUGACGAGUAACUUCCUGGGUGCGAUGUGGUUGAUCUCCAUCACCUUCCUGUCCAUUGGUUAUGGAGACAUGGUGCCACACACCUACUGCGGGAAGGGAGUGUGUCUGCUGACGGGAAUCAUGGGGGCGGGCUGCACUGCACUGGUGGUCGCAGUGGUGGCCAGGAAGCUCGAGUUGACCAAGGCGGAGAAACAUGUUCAUAACUUUAUGAUGGACACUCAACUCUGCAAAAGAGUGAAGAACACGGCUGCUAACGUACUCAGGGAAACGUGGCUCAUCUACAAACACACCAAGCUCGUGAAGAAGAUCGACCACGCCAAGGUCAGGAAACACCAGCGCAAGUUCCUGCAGGCGAUCCACCAACUGCGCAGUGUGAAGAUGGAACAGAGGAAGCUGAAUGAUCAGGCCAACACACUCGUUGACUUAGCCAAGACCCAGAAUGUGAUGUAUGACCUGGUGUCAGAGCUGCAGGAGCGCAGUGAGGAGCUGGAUAAGCGGAUCGGUCAUUUGGAGGAGAAGCUGGACUCCAUUGCUCUGAGCGUCCAGUCUCUCCCUGAGCUGCUGAACCGAGCCAUAACGCAGCAGCAGCGCCACCUGCUGGACGGCCUCAUCCACCACUCCACACACUCCUCACACUCCUCACACACCAGCUCAGCAUCCGUGCGCCGCCGGAGGUCGCCGUCCACUGCUCCUCACACGUCCUCCGACAGCGGCUAACACACACACAUACACACAA
Neoarius graeffei (lesser salmon catfish) is the source of this 2797-nucleotide messenger RNA. RefSeq names its product potassium intermediate/small conductance calcium-activated channel, subfamily N, member 1b (gene kcnn1b). The record is from RefSeq and is a predicted model, not a curated record. The transcript has 9 exons. Lineage: Eukaryota; Metazoa; Chordata; Actinopteri; Siluriformes; Ariidae. Gene Ontology annotation, cellular component: neuronal cell body; plasma membrane; neuron projection. Gene Ontology annotation, molecular function: calmodulin binding; small conductance calcium-activated potassium channel activity. Bases 1 to 2778 code for a protein of 925 amino acids. Gene Ontology annotation, biological process: potassium ion transmembrane transport.